AUGUCAGCAGUGGAGAAGGAGAAGGAGGAGGAGUUCGUGAGAGCGCUGGGUAGAGCAAACACCAGUCUGAAGCCUGAUAAGAGCUUGUUAAAUUCCAAGUUCGAGCAAUACAAAUACACUUCAGGUAGAGAGCACGAGAUAACGUACAGAUCCCUCCGGACUCCGCCCCACCGGACCAGGUUACCCGACUCUGACUACUCCUACCAGAUGACUAGAGCCUCCUGUCUCUUCAACCAUCUCAUAGCCAGUCCUACAGGUAAAGAGUUCUACUUUAUCCACCACAAACCAGCAGCAAACAGAUACGUACUAAUAGACGCUCUAACAGAUACUGAACUGGUAGAGUUCACUAACACCGAGACUCUUCUCUUUAAUGUGUCAGCAGUGUGGGGAGACAGUGAGACUCUUAUCAUCUGUAUUGGAUCUAAUCUCUAUGUCAUGACUGUUACCCCGGUUACCCCCACCACCUCCGCAGGCAUCUCCUCCGCAAGCAUCUCUGUUAAGCAGAGAACUACACUAACAUUACCUCAUCAGUGCCUUCUUCUCAGUUCAUUUCAGCGAGUCGGAGCGGUUCACCUAGUCACGUGUUAUAAGUCAGAUAACCUGUUUAUACAUCAGAUUCUGAGGCAGGAUGACGAGGAGGAGGGGGUGUUUGAAGUGAUAGCAAGGAUUAAACAGUCGGGUAUUGCCAGAUUCGCUGCAGUGAAGGGUGAUCUGUUAACUUUAGUGAGUGAGGGUAAACUGAUAGUACCAGAGCCACAGCCACGUGCUACAAUAAUAGAGGAGUCUGUUAAGAGCACGGAGGAGGAGACUGUACUGAAGAAGGAGGAGGAAGAUAAGAACUACACGUGGACCCAGUCUCUCGAAGAUGUGGAGAUCAGUAUACAGCUGCCCAGUGGGAUAUUGAAGACGGACUUGAUGGUGGACAUAGGACUAGACUCGCUCGAGGUCCGCACCAAAGGCGGUCAGGAGCUAUUCAAAUCCAAGCUAUUCAGCAAAGUAGAACCGAAGGAGUCAACCUGGAACAUGUCCUCAGAUAACAAGAAAGUAGAAGUGAUGCUGACAAAGUACCAAGAGGCCCACAACUGGGCGCAUCUGCUGGACACGCCCCACUACGACCCCUCAGGAAACCUGCUCUCCCAGAUCUCGGACCUCAGUGAGGAGGAGCUGAGGAACGUUAUGCGGAGGAUGGAGUCACUCAACGAGUACACCUCUGAUACGAUAGAUAAGUCUCCUCUUUACACUCCUGACAAGGAGUUUGAGGAGUGCGAUGAGAUGGACGGACAACAGGUCCUCCUGUCCGGCUUCACUCUUGGCCCUCAGGAGCUCCAACAAGAGUACUUAGUGGAGCUGUCUCCAGGCACCCUCCUCUUCUCUGAUUCAGACCGGGGAUUCGUUGUGAGCCACAGUGUUGAUGCCUGUUAUUACAAGUCGGGCGACCCUGACAACUCGGCCUGUAACCAUGGCAACCUGAACACCCCUGGUAACCCUAGCAACCUGAACACUCCUGGUCACCAAGGCACUGUAACCUCUCCCUGGCUCCACACGGACACUUUCCACGCCUUCAACAUGGUCCAGGCCACCAAGACUCAGAAGAAGUUUAUUGUAACGGACAGUAAGAAGUACGCAGCUAUAGUUGACAUCUCCAGACAUGUUUACAUUUACAACUGUACUAGAGAUAGUUCCUAUGGUAAACUUCUUGUUAUGACACUGGACAAUUCGGAUGAUUCGGAAGUUUUGGGCGUUUAUCCUCGAGAAGAUUCGAUCGUUUUAUUGACUGAAAAGCAUCUUAUAACUGUGAAGUUUUCAAGUAAAAUGAGCGAUGAUGAUGAUUUCGUUACAAAGCCGGCUCUCAGAACCUACAAAAGAAGACGGCGCACAGCGCCCCUGGCACCGGUCCAACCUCCAGUAUCCCCUCAAAAACUUGUUGAAAAUGAGUUUCUGAGCUCCAAAGAGUGGUCCCCUGGAAAAAUACCUCCAGUUUCACACAACAACUGCAGCAAGCCAGCAAGUGAAGUCUCUGCAGUACUUUGUGAUAAGCGGUUAAAUGCAGCAGAUGAAGCUGUAAAACAUGACAGUAAAGUAUCAGAGUUGGACGCGUUUCUGAGUAGUAAUAGCAGUGUGUUAGGUAGAUCAGUGUUGGAGGUCACCUGUUUACGAGACCUGGAGGUAGAAACUGUUCCUAACGAUGAGAACGAGAAUGAGAGAAACAUUAUCACUCCUACCGUGAAGGAGCAGAGACUGAGUGAAGAGAAAGUAGCUGUGAAGGAGCAGAUAGCGAACAUUAAGAUAGCGACCAAGUCUCUCUGUAGCAGGGUUAACGGGAGGAGACUGAGACAGAGCUCCUUGUUUAGCAAGGUCAGGGGAGGGACGUCUAGUGAGUUGGGGGAUAAUACCACUUCUCCCAGCAAGAAGGAUUCAGAAAAUACUAAAAAUCAGUCAGCUAAGAAUCAGAAUGAGAAAAAUAAAUCUCAGGUAAUAUCAGGUCAGGGCAAAAAGGAAUUCGUGAGUCCAGACAAAGAACCACAUCCAGCCUCUUCAGUUCCAAAAACACCCCUUCAACCAAAGAAACUAAUCAAGCAGGCGGGUACUUCUCAACUAGACUUGGGCUCAAUGUUCGGCCUAGCACCAAAGCAUCACGACAAGAAAUUAGUAAAACAGGAGGGUACAUCCCAACUAGAUCUAGGUGCAAUGUUUGGCCUCAAAGCCAAGCACCCUAAGGUUGAACCUAAACCAGAGAAACCUACAAAACGUGUAGUGCCCUUCUACAAGUGGGUCAGAGGGACGACCUUUACUGUGGACGCCUUCAACUUCGGGGAGAUCCCCAAAUGCACCGCCUACUUCCUGUCCCACUUCCACUCAGACCACUAUAUGGGUCUCAACAAGCACUUCACUGGUAUAGUCUACUGCAGUAAAGUCACCUCCAACUACGUUAUCAACAACCUUAAAGUCAGUCCUGACAGAGUGAGGAGCCUGGAGUUUGAUCAGAUAGAAGUGGUAGAGGGGGUGGAAGUGAGUCUCAUAACAGCUAACCACUGUCCGGGCUCUGCUAUGUUCCUGUUCGAGUCUCCCAGUAUUGGGUCUAUUCUACACACUGGGGACUUCAGGUAUAACGCUACAAUGUUGUCCCACCCCCUGCUCCUCAACAAGUCCCUCUCAGUACUCUACCUGGACACCACCUACUGCGACCCACUCUACAAGUUCCCGCCUCAAGAGGACGUUAUUCAGUACAUGGCGGGGGAGGUUCUACAGUUCACCAGGGAUACUCUGAUAGUGUGCGGAUCUUACACUAUAGGCAAAGAGAGAAUAGUUGAAGGUAUUGCUAAAGUUCUGGACUGUAAGAUAUGUGUUAACCAGACUAAGAUGAACCUGAUUAAGAUGCAGGAAAACAAGGAACUCACCUCCAGACUCUCCAAAAACAUAAACUCCAGACUCCACAUAGUGCCUAUGAAGGAAAUAAACCCUGGAAGCCUCUCAAAGCUACUGGCAAGAACAACCUUUUCCUCAGUAGUGGGCGUCAAACCAACCGGGUGGACUCACAAUCAGAACACUGAUUUAGCAGAUAUCCGGCCUAGUGGGAGUGGUAAAGUACGAAUCUACCCAGUACCGUACAGUGAACACAGCAGCUUCUCAGAGCUGGAAGAGUUUGUAACCUCACUCUCUGUUACCAAGGUAAUUGCUACUGUGUUUCCCCGGGAGGACGCUAAGAGGACCUUCAUGUUUGAGAAACUAAAACUGUGGACUUUACACUAGGACUUUACACUAGGACUUUACACUAGGACUUUACACUAGGACUUUACACUAGGUGUUGGUAUUUUGGAGGAAAGUGUUGAGUUUUGAAUCUGAGUUU
This is a messenger RNA of Bolinopsis microptera, 3847 nucleotides long. RefSeq lists its product as uncharacterized. Gene Ontology annotation, molecular function: damaged DNA binding; 5'-3' DNA exonuclease activity. The record is from RefSeq and is a predicted model, not a curated record. The transcript has 10 exons. Lineage: Eukaryota; Metazoa; Ctenophora; Tentaculata; Lobata; Bolinopsidae. Gene Ontology annotation, biological process: interstrand cross-link repair; double-strand break repair via nonhomologous end joining. Bases 1 to 3750 code for a protein of 1249 amino acids.